AUGGACACCUCCGAUUCCCCUCGUACGGUAGCAAGCGAGAACACGCCUCUGUUUCCUGCAGAGGCCUCGCAAAAGCCUAAAACACCACUUCCAAAACGCCAGAUAAGCAUACUUAUGAUGCUGCAACUUGCGGAACCCAUCGCUUCGACGUCUAUAUUCCCCUACAUCAAUCAGCUUAUCAGCGAACUUGGAAUUACUGGGGGUGACGAUGCGGCUGUAGGAUAUUAUGCUGGAAUCAUUGUAGGUGGCGACAUGACGACUUGCGAGAAUGGUUUCCUCAUAGUCUACUUUGGAUAUACUCAACAGGAAUCUCUGUUUUUCGUUGCGCAGGCAUUGACAGUGCUGAGGUGGAGUAGACUAUCUGACCGCAUUGGGCGCAAGCCCGUGUUGGUAAUUGGACUCUCAGGUGCUUGCAUUUCGAUAUUGUGUUUCGGUCUCUCAACGACCUUCUGGAGUCUUGUCAUUAGCCGUUGCACGUGCGGUUUUCUUAAUGGCAAUGUGGGAGUUAUGAAGACUAUGAUGGGUGAAUUGACGGACUCCACAAAUAUGGCUCAGGCAUUUGCCUUGUUCCCGAUUGUCUGGAGCCUUGGAGGCUUUGUCGGUCCUUUAAUAGGCGGAGCACUCGCGCGGCCGCAAGAUCAUUGGCCUGCACUAUUCGCCAAUCCAUUUUGGGGAAAAUACCCAUACUUUCUGCCGUGCGCAGUGGCAGCCUGUUUGUUUAUCCUAGCCUUUUUCAUGAUGUUAAUCUUUUUAGAAGAAACAUUAUCAACAAAGUGUCGACCAAAGUUGACAUCAGCCACGCUCGGCGUUUCAGGUGGUGAAUCACUGCAUCAACAAUCCAUGGCAUAUGCCCCCUUGCGAUCUCUCCUCACACCUACUGUUGUUGUUCCAAUUGCAAACUACGCCAUGCUCGCUUUUCUUGACGUUUCUUUCAGGGCUCUCUUACCAUUGUUCCUUUCGACACCUACAUAUCUUGGCGGCCUUGAAUUUACUCCUUCGUCUAUUGGCUCGUGGCUGGCGUUUUUUGGAGUCAUGGAUGGGGUCUUUCAGGCGUUGUUCUUCGCCAAAAUUGUCGAUCGAUUUGGUCCAAAGCGUCUAUUCUUUCUGAUGGUUGCAUGGGAUAUGGCCUUUGGGACUGUCUUCAUGUUUAUCACAGCCUCUGCCCCUACCAAUACUGUACUUGGCGCUAUUAAUGGUCUUGGCCAAACCUCUGCGUCAAUGGCUCGUGCACUCGGGCCCGCAUUGGCGACUUCGCUCUUUGCUGUAUCGAAGGAACGCAAUAUUCUUGCGGGAAAUGCAGCAUAUGUUGUUCUAAUUAUGCUGGCUGGCGUGUUGAGAUGGUUGGGGUCGCAGUUACCGGAUGAAGUACAAGAUAGGAAUGAGUGA
Suillus subaureus is the source of this 1386-nucleotide messenger RNA. Its product is annotated as major facilitator superfamily domain-containing protein. Gene Ontology annotation, molecular function: transmembrane transporter activity. The transcript is spliced from 7 exons. Gene Ontology annotation, biological process: transmembrane transport. The coding region runs from base 1 to 1386 and encodes 461 amino acids. The record is from RefSeq and is a predicted model, not a curated record. NCBI's taxonomy places the organism in Eukaryota, Fungi, Basidiomycota, Agaricomycetes, Boletales, Suillaceae.